CGGCGUUCGUGCCUUUCCCAGAGGUUGUUCCCCACACUGCGCGCGUCGGAUCUCCCAGCGGCCGGACGCGCUCCUCGGCCCGCAGACAGCGGACUCCUCCGCUCCCCGACAAGCGCCGAAACCUUUAGAAAAUAAAAGCAUGCGACGGGACCUGCUUUAAAGGUCAGUGAGGACGGACGCCUCCGCUGUCCAGCGGCCCGGGGUCGGGCUUCUGUUUGCAGCGAGGACCCACGUAGGAAAAAAAUAAAUAAAUAAAAACCUCCAGAUAUCCGGAAAAUGGAUCCUCUACAAAAUGGUGAUAAUUGUGAGGAGGACUCGCAGUGUGGCGACGAGGGAGAAGAAGGAGAAGAAGAAGAAGAAGAAGAAGAAGGAGAAGAAGGAGAAGAAGAAGCAGUGGAUCCAAGAAUCCAGGGAGAACUGGAGAAGUUGAACCAGUCGACAGACGACAUCAACCGCUGGGAGAGCGAGCUGGAGGACUGCCGUCAGAGGUUUCGUGCGGUGCUGGUGGAGGCGACAGUGAAGCUUGACGAGCAGGUGAAGCGGAUUGGACGAGCUGUGGAUGACUCCAAACCGUACUGGGAAGCACGCAAAAUAGCCCGACAGGCCCAGGUUGAGGCCCAAAAGGCCACCCAGGAGUUCCAGCGGGCGGUGGAGAUCCUGCGGGCGGCCAAGGAGACCAUCGCGCUGGCCGAGGAGCGGCUGCUGGAGGAGGACAGCCGCCAGUUCGACUCCGCCUGGCAGGAAAUGCUCAACCACGCCACGCAGAGGGUGAUGGAGGCCGAGCGGGCGAGAACGAGCAGCGAGGCCGAACACAGGAAAACAGCCGCCAAUUACAACUCCUGCAUCUGUCACAUGAGGCAGCUGGAGAAGAAGCUCAAACGAUCCAUCAACAAAUCCAGGCCGUAUUUUGAACUGAAAGCCAAGUAUUAUCUACAGCUUGAGCAACUCAAGCGCCACGUGGACGAGCGUCAGGCCAAACUGGUGGUCGCCAAGGCCGACUACCGCACAGCAUUGCGCAACCUGGAGAGCAUCUCCGAGGAGAUCCACGCCCAUCGGCGCUCCAUCGCCAUGGGGACCAGGGAGCAGGGCGUCGGCGCCGAGGGGGACGGGCCCGACGGGGACGUGGCCAGCUUCCCCGGGGAGUCAGACGGUCUGUCCAUGGUGUCCGUGUCAUUUGACGAGGGCCGCCGCUGCAGCAGCUCGGAGGAGGAGGCCGACGCUCGCCCCGCCUCCCCUCCAGCCGCGCCCCCCUCGUCCUCCUCGCGACCCUCCACCUCUGCCUCCACUCCACUGGACGCGCCCUGCCCUCCCCCCUCCUCCUCCUCCUCCUCCUCCUCUCCCCCCGUCUGCCCCCCCUGCUCCUGCCUCUCCUCCUCCCCCUCCGUCCUCUCUUCCUCCUUUGCCGGUGGACGGGAGUCAGGGAGCCCCCGCAGCCCCCACGACGUGGACUCGGUGUGGAGUCCUCAGCAUGCGUCGCCGCUCCUGGGCCCUCGCAGCCAGUGCAGCGGAGCUUCUUCUCCCGACUGCGACCAGGAGAGAGGUGACCGCGCCGAGGGGGCGGAGUCAGCGCUGGAAGCCGGUUUGAACAAGCUCACCUUGACCGUCGCCCAAAAACAAGAAGGGGACUCCGGGGAUGAACAAGAUCCCCCCGUCAUGAGCCCCGAAGUAUCCUCGCCCACCUCCAUUGUGUUACUCAACAGUGCGUAAUGAACUCUGUGGUAAAAGCAACGAGAGCUCAAACAACCCUGAAUAUUGCGUCUCCAUAUUGUCUCCACAUCCAAUGGCGUCAUAUUAGAAGGUGCUAUACGUAGUGUAUUUGAACGUCAGUACUUUAAAGUAACUUGUGGACCUGCCUGUAAGCGGCUACGAGCAGGGAGUGCUGUCAGUGGCAUCAUUCAAAUGAAGGCGUUUCUCCUGAAUAUCAUUUCUGUUGCAAAGUGGGCGCCUUGUGAAGCGAUUUCACCCGCUCGGUUUAUUGUGUGAGAUCAUUUGCAGCAGUAUGGGACACUUGUCUUUUGUUCGGUAUAUUAUACGUUCUGUCAAACCUCUCAAUAACGGGGUGUAACGCGGCUUCAGCUUUAAAGUUAUGCGUCCAAAUCAACGUCAUCAAACAUGUAUUGAUGUAAAUGUACUACCGUUGGCAACACUUAAGAAAUGUCCAGCAGUGGACCUCCGCUGGGGAUGAAAAUGGGACAAAACAAUCUCUCCAACGUUGGAUCCUUUUUUUUUGUUCUGCCUCGAAUUAUUGAGCUGCGCUUUUAGCUCCUAAAUGUGAAGUUGAAUUGUAGAUUGCAGAGACAGUUUCGGGGGGAAGGAGGAGGAGGAGGAGGAGGAAGGAGGAGGAAGGAGGAAGGAGGAGGAGGGCCAGCGGUGCUCCAAAGCACUGGACACAAGAAGAGACUCUCCGGACGGGACUGAACACCGGUGGUCUUCCAUUUGGACUUAUGAAUGAGUGAAUCAUCACCACCUGAGGUGAUGGAGGACAUUUGAACACGUGCGUCGGUUGUGUUUUUAGUAGUACAGAUAUUCUAUAUUUAUACUCCUGUAUUCUUGUAUAUGAACAGUGGUUUGUGUUAACUAUUGUUAUUGUUUAACAAAAAAUAAGCAAUAAACAUGUGCUUCAUUUAUCAGA
Gasterosteus aculeatus aculeatus (three-spined stickleback) is the source of this 2632-nucleotide messenger RNA. Its product is annotated as SH3 domain-binding protein 5-like. The record is from RefSeq and is a predicted model, not a curated record. Gene Ontology annotation, molecular function: protein kinase inhibitor activity. NCBI's taxonomy places the organism in Eukaryota, Metazoa, Chordata, Actinopteri, Perciformes, Gasterosteidae. Gene Ontology annotation, biological process: intracellular signal transduction. Gene Ontology annotation, cellular component: cytoplasm.